CCAGGCAUAUAGCGAGGCUCACUAACCAUCGAUGGACUGCAGCUGUCGCCGACUGGUACCCACGGGAACUGAAACGAUCACUCGGUCGACCUCCAAAGGGAUGGGAAGAUUUUAUUGUGAAAAGACAUGGGCGCAAUGGAGAAGGAAGGCCAGGAUAUGAGAAAAAUGGAAGAUGUGUUGUGAUUGGCGCAAUCUUACGAGGGCUGAAGGACCGAUCAAUCAACGUUAAUGAUGCCAGAGGCAGCACACGUCUCCCCCACCCCAAACCUAUGAUUGACCCAAUCAGCUGCCACUGUUCCUUCUUACUGUGGACCCUGCUACCAUAACCCACACCACUGUUACCUGCAAUGCACUCUACUUGGGGUUACUCCUGAAAAUCAUCUGGAACAUUUUCUUCAUGGAGGCUGGAUAUCUUUUCAGAAGCUGAACCUGGAGCAUGAAAGCAAUCAUAAGAGAAAAUCUGAGUCCAAAUGAAUGUUUAUAAGUGCCUCAUUAAGAAUGGGUUCAGUAUGAGUGGCAUCAAUGCCAGCUUUCUCCUCACUGCCUCAUGAGUGUGCUGAAAACCAAACUAGCGUUUCUAGAAGUGUAAAUGUUUUUCAGCCUCCAUGCUAUUCAUUCCUUGGAAGGACUCUCUUCUGAAAGUGCCAACAAGCUGAUCGGGAGUCGGUCGGCUGGGACCUGCGGAUUUAGGCGGCUGGGGAGGAAGGAGAAGCCGCUCGCAGCGCUCCGAGCCCAGGCGAGCCGGAGAAGGGAGGCGGCGCGAUGUGGCUGGGGAGGCUGCUGAAGUUCGCCCUGGGAUUUACAGUGAUUUUAUCUUCCUAUACGAGCGAAGGUGCCGAAGGGAAUUUGGAGGCUGAUAACGCGAAGGAAACCAGAGCCAGCAGAGCCAAGAGGAGAGGACAAGGCGGAGGCGGAGGAGGGCACGAUGCGCUCAAAGGACCCAAUGUGUGUGGAUCACGUUACAAUGCCUACUGUUGCCCUGGAUGGAAAACGCUACCUGGUGGAAAUCAAUGCAUAGUCCCAAUUUGCAGACAUUCCUGUGGGGAUGGAUUUUGUUCAAGACCAAACAUGUGCACAUGCCCAAAUGGCCAGAUAGCACCUUCCUGUGGUUCAAAGUCAAUACAACACUGUAACAUCAGGUGUAUGAAUGGAGGUAGCUGCAGUGAUGACCAUUGUCUCUGCCAGAAAGGAUACACAGGAACACAUUGUGGACAGCCUGUCUGUGAAAAUGGGUGCCUUAAUGGAGGGAGAUGUGUGGCUCCAAACCGAUGUGCUUGUACAUAUGGCUUCACUGGACCUCAGUGUGAAAGAGAUUAUAGGACUGGCCCGUGCUUCACACUGGUAACCAAUCAGAUGUGCCAGGGACAGCUCACUGGAAUAGUCUGCACAAAAACCCUUUGCUGUGCAACAGUUGGGAGAGCUUGGGGCCACCCCUGUGAAAUGUGUCCAGCUCAGCCUCAUCCCUGCCGCCGGGGUUUCAUUCCAAAUAUUCGCACAGGAGCCUGUCAAGAUGUGGAUGAAUGCCAAGCCAUCCCUGGGAUCUGUCAAGGGGGAAAUUGUAUUAAUACUGUUGGAUCUUUUGAGUGCAAAUGCCCAGCUGGACACAAGUUUAAUGAAGUGACACAAAAAUGCGAAGAUAUUGAUGAAUGCAGCACCAUUCCUGGAAUCUGUGAUGGAGGAGAGUGUUCUAACACUGUUAGCAGUUACUUUUGCAAAUGUCCACCUGGUUUUUAUACAGCUCCUGAUGGCACAAGAUGUAUAGAUGUACGUCCUGGAUACUGUUUCUCUUCUCUGACCAAUGGCCGUUGCGGCAAUCAGCUCCCACAGGUUUUAACUAAAAUGCAAUGCUGCUGUGACACCGGACGAUGCUGGUCUCCUGGGGCAACGAGUGCCCCUGAAAUGUGCCCAAUCCGAGCUACUGAGGAAUAUCGCAAAUUAUGUGUAGUUGCUGACCUAACGCCUGGGAGACCUCUUCCUCCAGUCCAUCCUCCAAUCCUUGUUCCUGAUGGAUAUCCUCAUGAUAGAUAUCCUCCUCUGAUUCCUGGCAUACCAUCUCGGCCAGACAUUGUUUUUCCACCACUUCCAUCCCGCGGUCCUGUGGUCUUGCCAGUUAAUUUCACUGACUAUUGCCAGCUAUUCAGACAUCUCUGUCUUAAUGGGCGUUGUAUUCCAACUCCUGGGAGCUACCGCUGCGAGUGCAACAAAGGAUUCCAGCUGGAUGUCAGAGGGGAAUGCAUUGAUGUUGAUGAGUGUGAGAAGAAUCCUUGUAUUAGUGGAGACUGUAUAAAUAACCAAGGAUCCUACAUAUGCCAGUGUCGUGCUGGAUUUCAGAGCACACUAACUAGGACAGAGUGUCGAGAUAUUGAUGAAUGUUUACAGAAUGGCCGGAUCUGUAAUAAUGGACGGUGCAUAAACACAGAUGGCAGUUUUCACUGUGUUUGCAAUGCUGGCUUUCAUGUGGCACUCGAUGGAAAAAACUGUGAAGAUAUGGAUGAAUGUAGCAUAAGGAACAUGUGCCUUAAUGGGAUGUGUAUCAAUGAAGACGGAAGUUUUAAGUGCAUUUGUAAACCUGGUUUCCAGUUAUCAUCUGAUGGACGUUAUUGCAAUGACAUCGAUGAGUGUGAGACAGCUGGAAUAUGCAUGAACGGGCGCUGUGUGAACACUGAUGGCUCUUUCAGAUGUGACUGCUUUCCAGGUCUUGUAGUGGGACUAGAUGGACGUGUGUGCGUUGAUACACAUAUGCGAAGCACAUGCUAUGGUGAAUACAAGAGAGGUCAAUGUGUUAAACCAUUAUUUGGCGCUGUUACUAAAUCGGAAUGUUGUUGUGCCAGCACUGACUAUGCCUUUGGAGAACCAUGUCAGCCAUGUCCCGCUCAAAAUUCAGCUGAGUACCAGGCUCUAUGCAGCAGUGGACCAGGCCUGGAUUUAGAAGGAAGAGAUAUUAACGAAUGUGCACUGAAUCAUGAUAUCUGCCCAAAUGGAAUCUGUGAGAAUCUGCGGGGAACAUAUAAAUGCAUAUGUAAUUCUGGGUAUGAAGUGGAUGCAAGCGGGAAAAACUGCAUUGACAUUGAUGAAUGUGCAUUGAACAGGCUGCUGUGUGACAAUGGACAAUGCAGAAAUACCCCUGGAAGCUUCACCUGCACCUGUCCCAAAGGAUUUAUAUAUAAGCCAGAUCUAAAAACAUGUGAAGAUAUUAAUGAGUGUGAGUCUAAUCCCUGUGUUAAUGGAAUAUGCAAAAAUACACUUGGCUCUUUUGCUUGUGAAUGUAGCCCUGAAAGUACUUUGGAUACAACAAGAACCAUCUGCAUAGAAACUAUUAAAGGCACCUGUUGGCAGACUAUUGUGAAUGGAAGAUGUGAAAUAAAUAUUAAUGGGGCAACUCUCAAGUCCCAGUGCUGUUCCUCGCUAGGUGCUGCAUGGGGUAGCCCAUGUACACCCUGUGAACGAGACCCGAUCUGUUCAAAAGGAUAUUCAAGAAUAAGGGGAACAAUAUGUGAAGAUGUAAAUGAAUGCGAAGUGUUUCCCGGGGUUUGUCCGAAUGGUCAGUGCGUCAAUACCUUGGGUUCCUUUGUUUGCCAGUGUGCCAGUGGAAUGAUUUUAGAUGCCUCUGGACGGACAUGUCUUGACAUUCGCUUGGAGACUUGCUACUUGAAGCAUGAAGAUGAAGAAUGUACAUUGCCGAUAGCAGGCCGGCACCGAAUGGAUAGUUGCUGCUGUUCUGUUGGUGCAGCAUGGGGCCCUGAAUGCGAGGAAUGUCCUGUGAAGGCAACUCCUGAAUUUGAAACUCUUUGUCCAAGAGGACCUGGAUUUGCUAGUAGAGGAGAGAUUAUAAAUGGAAAGCCAUUCUUUAAAGAUAUCAAUGAAUGCAAAAUGAUCCCAAGUCUUUGUACCCAUGGAAAAUGCAGAAACACCAUUGGCAGUUUUAAGUGUAAAUGUGACAGCGGAUUUGCACUUGAUUCUGAAGAAAGAAAUUGUACAGAUAUUGAUGAAUGCCGCAUAUCUCCUGAUCUCUGUGGCCAAGGCAUCUGUGUCAAUACACCAGGGGACUUCGAAUGUGAAUGUUUUGAAGGCUAUGAAAGUGGAUUUAUGAUGAUGAAAAACUGCAUGGACAUUGAUGAGUGUCAGCGAAAUCCUCUUUUGUGCCGAGGUGGUGUUUGCAUAAACACAGAAGGAAGCUUUCAGUGUGACUGUCCUCCAGGUCAUCAACUGGCUCCAAAUAUCUCCGCAUGUAUAGACAUCAAUGAGUGUGACCUAAGCCACAACCUGUGCAGAAAUGGACAUUGUGUCAACCUGAUUGGAAGGUAUCAGUGUGCCUGCAACCCUGGAUAUCAGUCCACUCCCGACAAAUUAUUUUGUAUUGAUAUUGAUGAAUGCAACAUAAUGAAUGGCGGCUGUGACACCUUCUGUACAAACUCAGAGGGCAGCUAUGAAUGUAGCUGUAAACCAGGCUUUGCACUAAUGCCAGACCACAGAUCUUGCACUGAUAUUGAUGAGUGUGAAGACAAUCCUAAUAUCUGUGAUGGAGGCCAGUGCACUAACAUACCAGGAGAAUACAGGUGUCUUUGUUACGAUGGAUUCAUGGCAUCUGAGGAUAUGAAGACUUGUAUAGAUGUCAACGAGUGUGACCUAAAUCCAAACAUCUGUCUAAGUGGAAGCUGUGAGAAUACAAAAGGCUCAUUUAUCUGUCAUUGUGAUAUGGGAUAUUCAGGCAAAAAAGGAACCACUGGUUGUACAGAUAUCAAUGAGUGUGAAAUCGGAGCCCAUAACUGUGACAGGCAUGCCACAUGUACAAAUACGGCAGGGAGUUUCAAAUGUGAGUGCAGCUCAGGUUGGAUUGGAGAUGGCAUCAAAUGCACAGAUCUGGACGAAUGCUCCAAUGGAACACACAUGUGCAGCCCACAUGCCAAUUGCAAGAACACAAUGGGUUCUUACCGUUGCCUUUGCAAGGAUGGCUACACUGGGGAUGGCUUCACUUGUACAGAUCUUGAUGAAUGCUCAGAAAACCUGAAUCUCUGUGAGAAUGGGCAAUGUCUCAAUGCCCCUGGAGGGUAUCGCUGUGAAUGUGAUAUGGGAUUUUUACCAAGUCCAGAUGGGAAAGCAUGUGAAGAUAUUGAUGAGUGCUCCCUUCCUAACAUCUGUGUCUAUGGGACUUGUCAUAACCUCCCUGGUCUAUUCCGAUGCGAGUGCGAGACAGGCUAUGAACUGGACAGAACCGGUGGUAACUGCACAGAUGUUAACGAAUGUGCAGACCCCACCACCUGUAUCAGCGGCAAGUGUAUCAAUACCCCUGGCAGUUACACCUGUGAGUGUCCUCCUGAUUUUGAGCUGAACCCCACCCGUGUUGGCUGUGUUGACACACGUUCUGGCAACUGCUACUUGGAUAUUAAACCACGAGGAGACAACGGAGAUAUAGUCUGCAGCAAUGAGAUUGGGGUUGGUGUUUCCAAGGCCUCUUGCUGUUGCUCCCUGGGGAGAGCUUGGGGGGUUCCCUGUGAACAUUGCCCACUUGUGAACUCAACUGAAUAUAAGGUUCUGUGCCCUGGAGGGGAAGGAUUCCGACCAAACCCUAUUACAGUUAUAUUGGAGGAUAUUGAUGAGUGUCAAGAACUACCUGGACUUUGCCAAGGAGGAAAAUGUAUUAAUACAUUUGGUAGUUUCCACUGUCAGUGUCCAAAUGGCUACUAUUUGAAUGAAGAGUCUCGAGUAUGUGAUGAUGUUAAUGAAUGUGAAACACCUGGCAUUUGUGGGCCUGGCACUUGUUAUAACACUGUUGGGAACUACACCUGUAUCUGUCCUCCCGACUACAUGCAAGUCAAUGGUGGCAACAACUGUAUGGAUAUGAGGAGGAGUCUGUGCUACAGAAAUUAUUAUGCUGACAAUCAAACCUGUGAUGGAGAACUGCUCUUCAAUAUGACCAAGAAAAUGUGCUGCUGUUCCUACAAUAUUGGACGUGCAUGGAAUAAGCCUUGUGAACAAUGCCCUAUCCCUAGCACCGAUGAAUUUGCAACACUCUGUGGAAGUCAAAGGCCUGGUUUCUUCAUUGACAUUUAUACAGGUUUACCAGUUGAUAUUGAUGAAUGCCGAGAGAUCCCUGGAGUCUGUGAGAAUGGAGUCUGUAUAAACAUGGUUGGCAGCUUCAGAUGCGAGUGUCCAGUGGGAUUCUUUUACAAUGACAAGUUGCUGAUCUGCGAAGAUAUGGAUGAAUGCCAGAAUGGACCAGUGUGUCAACGAAAUGCAGAAUGUGUCAACACGGCUGGCAGCUAUCGCUGUGAGUGUAAACCUGGCUAUAGGUUCACGUCAACAGGCCAAUGCACUGAUCGCAACGAAUGUCUAGAAAUUCCCAAUAUCUGUAGCCAUGGCCAGUGUAUUGACACCAUUGGAGGAUUCUACUGCAUAUGUCACUCAGGAUUCAAAACCAAUGCUGACCAAACGAUGUGCAUAGAUAUUAAUGAGUGUGAAAAAGAUCCAUGUGGCAAUGGGACAUGUAGAAAUACCAUUGGCUCUUUCAACUGCCGCUGUGACAAUGGAUUCAUUCUCUCACACAAUAAUGACUGCAUAGAUGUGGACGAAUGUGCAAGUGGAAAUGGGAUGCUCUGCAGGAAUGGCCGCUGCAUAAACACAGUUGGGUCUUUCCAAUGUCUGUGCAAUGAUGGCUAUGAGGUGUCCCCCGAGGGCAGGACCUGUGUGGAUAUCAAUGAGUGUGCAGUGGUGCCUGGUAGAUGCUCACCUGGCACGUGCCAGAACCUGGAUGGGACGUAUAGAUGCAUCUGUCCUCCUGGAUACAUUCUGCAAAAUGACAGGUGUGAAGAUAUUGACGAGUGUGUAGAAGACCCAGAAAUCUGUGCCUUGGGUACAUGCAGCAAUACUCCAGGCAGCUUCACAUGCUUAUGUCCUGAAGGGUUUGUACUGUCUUCCACAGGAAGAAGAUGCCAAGAUCUGAGAGUGAGUUAUUGCUUUACCAAAUUUGAAGAAGGCAAAUGCACAGUUCCCAAAUCCAGAAACCAUUCCAAGCAAGAAUGUUGCUGCGCCUUGCAAGGAGAAGGAUGGGGUGACCCAUGUGAGCUCUGCCCACAGGAAGGAGAUGAGGCAUUUCGUCAAAUUUGUCCAUUUGGAAUUGGCAUCCUUAUUGGACCAGGGGAUAUACGGGUUGAUGUGGAUGAGUGCCUUGACCCAGAUAAUUGCAGAUUUGGGCAGUGUAUCAACACGGAUGGGUCCUUCCGCUGCGAAUGUCCUUUUGGUUAUAUCCUUCAGGGAGCUCAAUGUGUAGAUACUGAUGAAUGCUCUGUUGGAAAUCCAUGUGGAAAUGGAACUUGUAGGAAUGUUGUAGGUGGUUUUGAAUGUACCUGUGAUGAGGGAUUUGAGCCAGGACCAAUGAUGACGUGUGAAGAUGUAAAUGAGUGUGCUCAGAAUUCUCUACUGUGUGCCUUCCGAUGUGUGAACACCUACGGAUCAUAUGAAUGCAAGUGUCCUGCUGGCUACGUUCUUAGAGAAGACCGGAGAAUGUGCAAAGAUCAGGAUGAAUGUGAAGAAGGAAUUCAUGAUUGUGACUCAAAACAAAUGGAGUGUAAAAAUCUGAUUGGCACUUACAUGUGCAUAUGUGGACCAGGAUAUCAGCGCAGACAGGAUGGUGAGGGCUGUAUAGAUGAAAAUGAAUGUCAAACGAAACCUGGGAUCUGUGAAAAUGGACGUUGUAUCAAUACAAUAGGAAGCUACAGAUGUGAAUGCAAUGAAGGAUUCACUGCCAGUGACACCCAGAAUGAAUGCCUUGACCAGAGAGAGGGCUACUGCUUCACUGAAGUGUUACAAAGUCUGUGUCAGAUUGGAUCAAGCAAUAGGAACUCUGUCACUAAGUCUGAAUGCUGCUGUGAUGGCGGGCGUGGCUGGGGGCCAAACUGUGAGAUCUGCCCCUUCCCAGGCACCGUGGCCUUUAAAAAGCUUUGCCCCCAUGGCCGAGGAUACAUGACCAAUGGAGCAGAUAUUGAUGAGUGCAAGGUUAUUCACGAUGUCUGCCGGAAUGGAGAGUGCAUCAAUGAGCAUGGAUCAUAUCGCUGCAUAUGUAAACCUGGCUAUACUCCAGAUAUAACAGGCACCCUUUGCGUAGAUCUGAAUGAAUGUAACCAGUCUCCUAAGCCUUGCAAUUUCAUCUGCAAGAACACGGAAGGAAGUUACCAGUGUUCGUGUCCAAAAGGGUACAUCUUACAAGAGGACGGGAGAAGCUGUAAAGAUCUCGAUGAAUGUGCAACGAAACAGCAUAACUGCCAGUUCCUGUGUGUCAACACCAUAGGGGGCUUCACUUGUAAAUGUCCUCCUGGUUUCACUCAGCAUCAUACAGCGUGUAUUGAUAAUAAUGAAUGUGCCUCUGAAAUCAAUCUGUGUGGAGCGAGAGGUAUUUGCCAGAACACACCAGGAAGCUUCACGUGUGAAUGCCAGCGUGGCUUUUCCCUUGAUCAGACUGGAGUCAGCUGUGAAGAUGUUGAUGAAUGUGAUGGAAACCACCGGUGCCAGCAUGGUUGCCAGAAUAUAAUUGGAGGAUACAGGUGUAGCUGCCCACACGGAUAUCUCCAGCAUUACCAGUGGAACCAAUGUGUUGAUGAAAACGAAUGCCUCAGUGCACAUGUUUGUGGAGGAGCAUCUUGUCACAAUACUUUGGGAAGCUAUAAAUGUAUGUGCCCUACCGGAUUUCAGUAUGAACAAUUUAGUGGCGGUUGCCAAGAUGUCAAUGAAUGCAGUUCUGCACAAGCCCCAUGCAGUUAUGGUUGUUCAAAUACUGAUGGUGGCUAUGUCUGUGGAUGCCCACCUGGUUACUUCAGGAUAGGACAAGGACACUGUGUUUCUGGAGUGGGACUGGGUAAAGGUCAUGGUCAGGAAUUGCCCGUCAGCGGUGAAGUAGAUGACAACUCUCUCUCCCCCGAGGCUUGUUAUGAAUGUAAAAUCAACGGUUAUCCCAAGAGAGGAAGGAAGCGCAGAAGCACUAAUGAAACUAUUGCAAAUGAAUCAGAGGAUCAACCUGAGGUGGAACCAGAAGUAAGUCUUGCCAGUUGGGAUAGUGAAAAAACAGCCGUCUUUUCCUUCAACAUCUCUGGGCUUAAUAACAAAGAUCGCAUCCUGGAACUUCUUCCCGCUCUCUCAACACUGACAAAUCACAACCGAUAUUUAAUUGACUCUGGAAACGAAGAUGGUUUCUUUAGAAUCAAUCAGAAGGAAGGGAUAAGCUACCUUCAUUUCACAAAGAAGAAGCCAAUACCUGGAACCUACUCAUUACAAAUCAGUAGUAUUCCACUCUAUAAAAAGAAGGAACUUAAUCAGCUUGAAGACAAACAUGACAAAGACUACCUCAGUGGUGAGCUGGGAGAUAACCUGAAAAUGAAAAUUCAGAUUUUGCUUCAUUAAUUCAUCAACCAAAGACCAAAUAAUUAAAACCAAAGAUAGAUAGGUAGGACUGAAUGUUCCUCCCAAUCAGAUUCUCCAUAUCAUAGGUACAAUCUUUCAUGAGUACAUUUGUAUGAAUGAGCACUAUUAUAUUAUUACAUAAGCAAGGUACAGAAUGAAUACCCUAGAUCAAAACAACCACUUUCUCAGGCUUCUUAAAGUGUAGCUGAGCUACCUUGAUAUGUUGAAUCUUGAAAACUGGGACUUUUAUCAUUGGAGGUUGGCCACUGAUGCUGAGACACAUCAUUUCAGCAGAGGUACAAGAACGUGCUUUCAACUGAUGGACUUCUCUAUUUUUGUAAUUCUUAAACUUUGCUUCUCCAACUACAACUUACUAGGUCAGCCAUUUAUGAUAUCCAUUUGGUGCUAGUACAUUUUCAAUCUAGAUUUAUAAAUGCACUGUAAUAUUUACACAACUUAGAAGCCAAAAUUGCAAUUAUUCAGUCUACAUACUUCAAUCAACCAAAGUUAGCUCAGUAGUUUAUCUCAGUUAUGCCUAUAAUACAGUACAUGUAAAUUAAGUGUGUGUAUACUGUAAUCAUACUAUUUUUAUCAAUGAAGCAUUUGUAAACUAGAUUAAUAAUACCCUUAAUGUGAGGGUUUGUAAUGGUGCUUAUAAAGACCAACUACUCGUUAACUGUAUACACAAACCUGAUGAUGAAAUUUCUGUGACUUACCAAAAUGCACUGAGGUCAGUAGGGACCAUUAAACAUUCUCAGAAGUCAGAUGAUAAUCAGUGCCAUCCUACACCAUGACAUUAUGUAAUACAUGUCAAGAGUACCCAUAAUCAUUCAUAUCAACAAGGGUUCAAUGUCACAAUAAAACAGUGGGUUUUUUUAGUUUAUUCUGUGACUUUGUGUUCUUGCUAGUACUAGCUCUUCAGUACACUAAACUGAAUGUUUAUGCUUCAUGCAUUCCUGUAUAGUGUGGGAUAUAUUGCAUGUAUAGGUGAUUAGUUACUGAUUAUGUGCAUCUGUAGUUUAUUCAGUCUUCCUACGGAGGAAGACAGAAGAAAAAUACAGAAUUAGUCACAAUACUGAUUCAGCAAUGGAAUUCUUUAAAAUGUAGCUCCCAAAGGGCAAGUUAGAAUAUUUCCAAUGAGCUGACCUAAAUAAUCCUGUCAAUCAGUAACUAAUAGCCAAAACACGCAAAAUUUCAUUUCAAAAGUCUUGUCUCCUAAAGCCCCUUUGGCAUGCAAAAAGUAUUCCAUUCUUCCUCCUCCUCCCCUCCCCAUGACAUCUAUUGUCAAAUAAUCCAAGGCUGAUUACAAAGGAAUAAUCCAGUAUUGAAAUCAACUGCAAAUUAUAUGACAUGCAUAAUGUGAAGGUGCCAGUGUUUGUCUAUGAAAUGGUACAAGCUACCACUUUAGCAGGAAAAGAACAUUCUAUUGAUAUGUGACAAUGUAAUACCCCCCAAAAAAGAAAACAAUUUGUGGCACUGAAAAUACAGUGCAAAAACUUGUUUGGACAGCAUUGUAGUUGAUAGAUGGAAAUACACUGAGCCACAAUCAUUUGUGAAAGGGAAAUGUUCUGCAGUAAUUCACUCAGAGGGGUAUUAUUUUCUGUAAUCAGAUUUCAUCUCGGAUUUUUUUUUCUCCAUAACCAGCUUAAUAAUAUAAAAAGAAGUUGGCACACGGAGGGUCACCAUGAUGUUUUCAAUAGUCCAUGCCUGGUUUUAUUUACCAUAGUGCCACAGUUUUGAACAGCAUAUUUUCCACAUGUUGAUUAGCUAUAGCAAAACAUAUUCAGAGUUUUACAAUUGUAAAUACCAUUCCCAUUUCAAUAGGUAGUGAGGUGGGUUUUUUUAUGCCAGUGAAGGCAUGUACAUUGUAGUGUAUUUGGCUUUUUUCUUUCCUGUACAUAAAAACUGAGGGGAACUAAAAGGAAUUAUUUUAGAGAAAUCUACAGACAAUGUCAAGUGGAUUUCUUGGUUUAACAUUUAAAUCUUUAUAUAACACCUUAUCAUGCCAAAAGGUGUUUGUGCUCCAGCAGCCUCAAUGUUGUCUGCACAGCUCUGAAAAUCAUCUUUGUUUAUGGCAAAGGGGAAAAAAGGCAGUUUGAAAUAUUGUGAUUUCGUAGGUCUCACAAAAGAGAGACUAUUUAAUAGUAUUUCUGUGUCAUGGAGUGAUAUAUUCAGACAAGAGGAGAUGUUUAGAAUCAGAAAGUUCUCUCUGUCAGCUAAACACAAUAUUUGAACAAUUCCAAUGUUAUGCUACAAAAUCUUGACAAUGUCCCUUUAAUGGGUUCAGAAUGCAAAGCCCAAUCCUGCAAACAGAUCUGUGUGUAGCGACCCAUGUCUCUCUCUUUGCAGGAUUGGGCCCUGAAUUGAGAUUUGCCUCUGUAUGCCUGUCGAUGUAAUUUAGAACUUUUAGCGUCAAUAAUUAUUGACAUGAGUUUAAUUUCUUAAUUACUCCUGGAUUUGGGAUGAACAACAAAGAGUGUUUAGCCAAUGGUGUUUGUGGAAUGUACAAGAGCAAUUAAAUACAACUAUUUUCUUGUAUUUGACUUGGUAGUGGAUUCACAGAGACUCUAAGCUUGCAGUGGAGUUGAAGGGGAGGAGGAGCUUUAGUAUGGUUUUGUACGUAAAAGUUAGUUUUCAUAUUAGAGUUAGGGAAAUGGUGAUACAUAUUUUAGCUCUUUGAAAUAAUUGUGGCUUUUAGCAAGUGAAUUUGUGCAUAACUUAUGCAUGUGCCAAAAUAUUAUAAUAUCUGGUUAACAUACAACUUAACAAAAAUGUCUCAUUACUGUAUAUAUCAACCCAGUCUCUUGACUUGCUGUGUAUUGUAACAGUAUCUUGUAAGCUUGACAGAUGAUGUGUAUUUUGGCAGGACAUGACUGUUUCCACAGUCUCCCUUUUAAACGGUCUUGCAAAGAA
Molecule: messenger RNA, 12303 nt
Organism: Mauremys reevesii (Reeves's turtle)
Lineage: Eukaryota; Metazoa; Chordata; Testudines; Geoemydidae
Gene: FBN1
Product: fibrillin 1
Exons: 69
Coding region: 763-9390 (2875 amino acids)
Molecular function (GO): calcium ion binding
Source: RefSeq, a predicted model, not a curated record